Molecule: messenger RNA, 5257 nt
Organism: Homalodisca vitripennis (glassy-winged sharpshooter)
Lineage: Eukaryota; Metazoa; Arthropoda; Insecta; Hemiptera; Cicadellidae
Gene: Sema2a
Product: semaphorin-2A
Exons: 14
Coding region: 398-2581 (727 amino acids)
Biological process (GO): axon guidance; negative chemotaxis; negative regulation of axon extension involved in axon guidance
Molecular function (GO): semaphorin receptor binding; chemorepellent activity
Source: RefSeq, a predicted model, not a curated record
GCCGAGCUUCCGUCAGUUGUUUACUGGCCUUUGUCGCGCGAGGGGCUAGUGAAACUCGCGCAUUUACUUCGCGUUGUUCACGAUUCAGGGUCGUAGCACAAGCUACCCUUGUUGCAAAACGCUUCCGCGCCGUUGUCGAUCUCUUGUUGGGUGUGCGAGUGAGGCGUUACAACGUACACAGGUCGGGUGACAAGUCCGAGCGGCGGAAAGGCGGUCUUUGUGUCCCAACAGGUUUUGCCAUCGGCUAUUUGUGGACGCCACAGUAUGCUCAUUCCUGGCGCUUUCGGUCCCAACCGAGAAAUCUGCCCCUUGUGACUACGGCAUGUGAGACCGUCCCAUGCGCGCAUAGUUCCUGCGUAGUUUAGUGUUUGUUUGUGUUUGUUGUCUGUCUGUGAUCAUGGCGCGAGUGAUGGUCGCCCUGAGGGUGGUGUUGGUGGUGUUUUUGUUGGAUGAGCUGGGCGUCUGGGCCCAACUCAAGGAUGGGUCCGAAUACGGCAACCACUGGGCUACCUACUACGAACAGCCCUGCUGCGCCACCAAGAGACACGUCAGGCAUCACAAAGAUCAUGUCCGGGAGUUCACCUGUGGCAAGAUGUACUACAGGACCCUGUACUUGGACGAGAAGAGGGAUUCCCUUUAUGUGGGAGCGAUGGACAGAGUGUAUAAACUGAACCUUAGCAAUAUCAACCAAUCUAAUUGCGAGAGGGAUUCUCUCACUUUGGAGUCGAACACCGUCAACGACUGCGUCUCAAAGGGAAAAUCAGAGCAUUUUGAGUGCAGAAACCACAUCCGAGUGAUACAGCCUGUGGGGGAUGGAACUCGCAUCUACAUCUGCGGCACCAACGCGCACAACCCUAAAGACUGGGUCAUCUAUUCGAACCUUACGCACUUGCACCGCUCGGAGUAUGUCCCCGGCGUGGGCGUCGGAAUCGCAAAGUGCCCCUACGACCCCAACGACAACUCCACGGCUAUCUGGGUGGAGAGGGGAAACCCCGGCGAGCUUCCGGCGCUCUACAGUGGCACCAAUGCCGAGUUCACCAAGGCUGACGCUGUCAUCUUCCGCACGGACCUGCACAACCUGACCACGGGUCGGAGGGAGUUCAGUUUUAAGAGAACGCUCAAGUAUGACUCCAAGUGGCUGGACAAGCCGCAGUUUGUCGGUUCCUACGACAUCGGGCAGCACGUGCUGUUCUUCUUCCGUGAGACGGCUGUGGAGUACAUCAACUGCGGCAAGAACGUGUAUUCCCGCGUCGCACGAGUAUGCAAGCGAGACACAGGUGGCAAGAACAUCCUCAACCAGAACUGGGCCACCUAUCUCAAAGCCAGGCUCAACUGUUCCAUCCCCGGAGAGUUCCCGUUUUACUUCAAUGAGAUACAGAGCAUCUACAAGGUUCCUGGUGACAAUUCUAAGUUCUACGCAGUGUUCACGACGUCUACUACGGGUCUAAUGGGUAGUGCCAUCUGCGCAUUCACGUUGGACGACAUCCAUCGCGCGUUCAAGGGCAAGUUCAAGGAGCAGGCGACCAGUAGUUCUGCGUGGUUGCCGGUACUGAGCAGUCGAGUGCCUGAACCUCGUCCAGGAGAAUGUGUCAACGACACCGAGACUUUACCAGACACGGUGCUCAACUUCAUACGUUCACACCCGUUGAUGGACUCUGCAGUCGCACACCGUGACGACAAGCCCGUCUUCUACAAGCGAGACCUUCUCUUCACACACCUGGUUGUUGAUAAGCUCAAGUACGAUGUCUUCGGGGAUCAGAUGGAGUACACUGUGUAUUAUGCUGGCACAAACCAAGGCAGAGUAUACAAGAUUGUCCAAUGGUACGACGAUGAGGGUGAAUCUUUCUCCGUAUUAUUGGACGUUUUCGAUGUCACUCCCAACGAACCCAUCAGAGCUAUGGCUAUCUCAAGACUGCACAAGUCACUGAUCGUUGCAUCGGACGAGAGGAUCAGACAGAUCGACAUGGUGAUGUGUAACCGCCGCUACGACAACUGCCUACGCUGCGUCCACGAUCCGUACUGCGGCUGGGACAAGGAUAGCAACACUUGCCGUUCUUACAUGACUGGACUGUUGCAAGACGUGACCAACAGCAGCGCUAGCGUCUGCGAGAGCUCUGUCAUCAAGAAGAAGCUCUCGGUAACGUGGGGACAGAGUGUCCACUUGAGCUGCUUCGUCAAGAUGCCUCAGGUUCUCAGCUCUCAGACCGUCACCUGGUACCAUUACAGCAAAGAGAAGGGGAGGUACCAGAUAAUCUACAGGGGUGACAAGUAUAUAGAGACGUGUGAGCGAGGUCUGGUCAUAGUGACAGUGAACGAGGCGGACUCGGGGCGUUACGACUGCUGGCUUGGCGGGUCACUUCUGUGCUCGUAUAACAUCACGGUGGACACCCACCGCUGCAGCCCACCCGGCAAGACCCACGACUACCACAAGAUCUAUUCUGACUGGUGCCACGAGUUUGAGAAGUACAAGUACGCCAUGAAGACCUGGGAACGGAAGCAAGCGCAAUGCAGUACUCGCCAGAACGACAGUAGCAACCAGAACAACCAUCCGAACGAGAUCUACAGAAGCCCUAUUGUCUAGGUUGUAGACUUAGGUUAGGGUCUUGCGCAACGGUUUUGAGCUCUAGUUUUCAUUUUAAAUCCUUUUACAGCCUUCAGUUUCUAAACACACAUCUGUUGUAGGGUGUGUGCAGUAGUUAUUUUAGAUUUAGUAAUUUUUAUGGUAUUUAUAGGUAUUUCAAUAACUUAAGAUGUAGGUUUUUAGUGAUUUUAGUUUGUGACAAUGAAGUGGUACUGUAGUUCAGUAAUCAUGGUCACUAUUUAAUUUUAUCAAGUAAUUACAAUUAUAUUUGUUCUUCCCUAGUUUGUGUAGUACACGAUUCUGAAUGAAAAAUCUACCAUGACAUGACGUUUAAAUCGGUUUGAUUUACGGCCAACGUUGUUUAUUUUUUAGUGAAAUUAAAAUUAAACGUCUGUAUUAUUUCCUACAGUGCAAGUGUUAAAAGUAAAUGAUCAAUUUUACUUUAUAAUAAAUAAUUCGAAAUGUGUUAGUUUAAGUAUAUGAAUAUUGUGUACUUAAAACGUUAAGACUUUUUUAUAUAUUUUUUUAACUAGAGCUCAAAUUUGCCCUGUCAACCAGUGUGUGUGUGUUGAAUUUCUGUACAAAUAUUGUAAAAAUACCUUUUGACGUGUACUCUUUUUUUAAUACAAUCCCCUUAAAGCUGAGACAUAGCAAGCUAAACAAUUUUCUUUGGGUCUGUGAUAAUCGUAUAAAAUAAACCAGUGUAAAUUAGAUUUGAUGGGGUUAUAGGUUAGCCUUGUUCUCAGCAUUUUCUUUCUAUGGAAACUUAGAAAAAGGGAAACGGUAAUUUUGACUUUAAGAAGAAUGAUUAAGAGUGUAAUUAUAAUUUUUACGUAAGAAAGCAUCAUGUAGGAUUACUGGAAACUUCGUUAUUAGUUACAAAUAUAAAAUAAUAAUAGUUCAAUUAGUAAUUUUAAAAAUCGCUAUUUAGUAAAAAUUACUAUUUUUGCCUUUUGAAUUUGUUAUUACAUUUUAUAAUGUUUAGUACAUUAUAGGAGGAUUAGUUUGGAUAUAUUUUUGUAAAUAGACUCUUCCCGAUGUAUAGACGAAAUUUAAUUUACAAAAUAAGAAUUAUUCCCGUUCAUUUGAAUUUUGAAGGUUAAUGCUGAGAAACGAUUACUUUCCAAAAUAAAACUCAUUGUAGAAAUAGUAAAUCGUUAUUUUAUGAAGGAGUUUAGAAAAUACAGGAUUCUGAAGCUUUGCUAACAUAGCGUGCAAAUCAAAUAAUACACAUCUGAAUGUAAGAACUGAUGGUCAGUUUAUAUUUCUCCCGUUUUGAUUGUUUUUCAUCUAUCAUCAUUUUUUAAAACAAAUGAACUUACCUUUUUCAAACCACUAACACAAAUUUUGUUUAAUAAAUUGUAAAUUUAGUAUUUAUUAAUGAAAGCAAUCGUCGCUUUGUGUAAAAAAUGGUUCCAUAUAAUUAUUUUUUACUAUUUAUGCUGUACUUUAUUGAAAUGAUUUAACACGUUUAGAAUUAAUAAAAAUGGUUCAGAUUGUGUACCAUUAAGAAAUGUUACAUUACAGUAAGAGGUUACAUUUUUUAUUCUUUUUUUAUAGCAACCCCUUGUUUUUUUAAGACAGAAAUAAAAAAAGCCUUACCCGGAACCUAAAACCGUUGCUUUUUUCAUAUAAAAGGCCACGGGAAAAAUUCUCAUCCUUGUGCCAUUACAAAUGUUUAGCACGUGGAAUCUAUUUUAACCGACAGUCCUUACAUUCAAUUGCCCCGGUUAGUAACCCCCAGGAAGCGUUCAGUUUCAGUAUCGGUGCUGCCCGGAGAGCCCCGUGAGUCGCCUACAGUGACUGUACGGGGCCCUCCUAAGUUGUGUACAGUCAGGUUCAGUCUUUUCUCUCAUCCUGUUCAAUGGUGCUGGCAAUAGAAAGAAUGAGCUAACAUGUACAGUCUGGGGCCUACGGGCCCUCUCGUCCUUUCACACUAUAUUUACAAUAACUGCUGUCUUUUCCUCUGGAUUCCACAGCACAAAUGUGUGCUAACAAUACAAUAGCCAGUUGUACUGUCUUUAUUUAUUUAGUUUCGUUAAUUGACACAAUUUUUAAGGUAUUUUAGUGUUUUAUUUAAGUCAUCACAUUUUUUAGUUCUUUAGUAGCUUGUAUGUAGUAGUUAUACACAAUUUUGUUAGUUAACGUUUUAGUGAUAGAAUCUGUUUUCGAGAUACUGAAUUCCCUCGAGGGAUUCGAGCGAGUUCAGUUUUAAGAAUUUCAAAGUGAGAAACUCUGAAACAGAUUUUAGUGAUUUAAGCCAUUCAUCGUUCGUAUAUGUUUACAUUAAACGAUUCCUUUACUCUUAACUUGACUUCUACAGAGAGAUAUUUUUGUAACAGUGCUUGAUCAUAGAAUAUUAUAUUGGUUUCACUGCCACGUUAUAGAAUGUUCCUGAAAUAAUACUCGUGUUUUCAUUGGUAAAUCAAACAACACCGGCUCCAAACCUUGCCAAUUCAUCUCAUUCUUCUCGUUCCGAGGAAGAACGGUCGGGUCUGCGCGAUCAAGCUUCAGCAAGAGUUCCAUGUCCGGUCUCGAAUACGAAUGUGUUAAGUUAAACAAUAACAAUGCUUCAUCUGUGCUAAGCUUUUUUAUACGGCACGGUUUAUUAGUAUUAUAUUUAAUAUUGUAUAUAUGAGUAAAAUAAUGUGAAUUACAAUUGAUUUUUAAGGAAAA